Micropterus salmoides (largemouth bass) is the source of this 1794-nucleotide messenger RNA. RefSeq lists its product as uncharacterized. Lineage: Eukaryota; Metazoa; Chordata; Actinopteri; Centrarchiformes; Centrarchidae. Bases 485 to 883 code for a protein of 132 amino acids. The record is from RefSeq and is a predicted model, not a curated record. The transcript is spliced from 3 exons.
UCAUCUAAGUGAUGAGAGAAGGUGGUUCUUUCUUUUUUCUUUCUUUUCUUCAGGAGGUGACAUGAGAGAAGGGAGGAUUUUUUUUUUCCUUUUUGUGAUCAAACCACUAGUUCCACCAUCGUCUCCUGCUCAGGACGUGAGGAGACCACUGAGGAAGACAUUCAUUUAUUUAGGUCUUUCACUCAUUUAUCUUCCUCCCCCUCGUCUCUUUGCCUGACUGGCUGCUGAGCUGACUGACUGACUGACUGGAUGCUUGGCUCCCUCUCUCACUUGACUCUCACUGGCACCUCACUCACACACUGCGUGAGCUUUGCUGAGGCUGGCGUGGAGAGAGACAGUCGGGCUGCUCAGGCUUUGGAAAGUGGGAUCUCUGCUAGAUUUCUUUCUCUGUCUGUUUCGGUGGACUAAUAGAUGAGAGGAGAGGAAAUAUCUGGCUCUCUCUCCUCCAGCACUGACCACUGACCAUCACUACUGUGCUGCAUCCAUGACUUUACAUACCUGGCUGGUGUAUGGGCUUGGAUUUAUCUUGGUCUGGGCACUCUGCUUGACACAUGUCAGUGGGCUGCAGUGCUAUGGCUGCAAUAUCAUCCAGGGCCAGAGAUACGUGGACGUGGGCUGCUCCAACCCAGAGGUCAUCACCUGCACCCACUCACACAAAGGCUUUAAACACCGUUUCUGCAUCAAGACAGAGAGCACGGCCCUGGGUAUCGUCCUGACCAGCGGUUGUGCCACAUCCAGACACUGCCAGCAGCAAGAGUUGCCAGGGGUGCGCAUCCACUGCUGUGACUCAGACCUAUGUAACAGCGCCCCCUCCUGUCAUCCAAGUACAGUCCACUACAUUGGUGCACUGUUCAGCCUCUUGCUGCUGAGGAUGUGGUUGUGAUAUGGAGUCAUUGUGGCGAGGAACAUAACACCAGUGGACUAUGGGAGAAACAUUUUGUAUUAGUAACUCUCAUCAAUUCUCUUAUAGCUGCUCAUGUUUAGGGCUGAAUGAGAGUUUUACUCAGUAUGGUGUUAUUGGCAAGCAUGUUGAAAUAGUAGCUUUUGUCACAUUGUUAGCUUGGACUUAAAGUCAGAGCAAUAUCAAAAUAACCCAGUGAAUCUGUUUGAUCAAAACAAUGAUAAAGGUAGGCUAAACUGAUGAAGUUAUGAGAAUUUAUUGUGUCCGCUUAAUCAAAUGUAACUUGAAGUACGGUACAUGAGAUAUUAUAUGGCAUGAAAAAAAUAUCUUUGUUAGAGUCAUAAUAUCAAUUCAUAAAAAGUUUCAGUACAGACAUCUUUUAUCAGCAAUGUAGAUACACACUUACUUCAAUUUUAUAAUGGCUUACAUCAACUUGUACAGUAAGAUGUUGUUGGGACCAUGAAUCCAUUUUCUCUGUUAAGAUUAACUUCAAGAUCAAAUCUUUUUGUGCAGUAUGUUCUCUGAAAGUCACAAGCUAUUUACUUUGCAAAAUUAAAGAUAUUUUUUUAGUUUGUUGUCCAGUUCUCCAGACUAAGCCUGGGAAAGCACGCUGCAUGUGGUUCUAUGUAGGAUUGUAAGAAAUAUUGUACAGUGAAAGCAUGUAAUGUUGUGAAUAACUGCAUUAAAAUGUUUCAUAUUUUUCAGAAGAAAAAGGCUUUGAACUCUGUUAUACCAAGACACAUAAUGAAUGUCACAUACUACAAAUAAUCAGAGCAAUCUAAAAUCAAUUGUGAUUCACAUUCACGUGAAUUCAUGAGAAUAAAUUAAACUGUGUUAUAGGCCAGCAAAAAGUGCUUAAUACGAAAAUGUGCAAAGCUGACAUGGAAUAAAUA